Impatiens glandulifera is the source of this 1540-nucleotide messenger RNA. RefSeq names its product cytochrome P450 84A1-like. NCBI's taxonomy places the organism in Eukaryota, Viridiplantae, Streptophyta, Magnoliopsida, Ericales, Balsaminaceae. Gene Ontology annotation, molecular function: oxidoreductase activity, acting on paired donors, with incorporation or reduction of molecular oxygen; iron ion binding; monooxygenase activity. The coding region runs from base 1 to 1539 and encodes 512 amino acids. Gene Ontology annotation, biological process: lignin biosynthetic process. The record is from RefSeq and is a predicted model, not a curated record. The transcript has 2 exons.
AUGGAGUCCUUUCUUCUUCUCCUCUUUGUUAUCUCCAUUCCUCUUUUCAUCAUCAUCACCUUAAUCGCUCUUUAUCUUCAAAAACUUCCAUACCCACCCGGUCCAAAAGGCCUACCAAUAAUCGGAAACAUGUUAAUGAUGGAUGUAAUGACCCAUCGCGGUUUGGCUCAACUCGCAGAAAAAUACGGCGGUUUGCUCCAUCUCAAAAUGGGUAUUCUCCACAUGAUCGCGGUUUCAACUCCGGACAUGGCUCAAGAAGUUCUCCAAUCGCAAGACAUCGUUUUCGCAAACCGACCCGCAAAUCUAGCCACCGCAUACUUAACCUACGAUCGAGCUGACAUGGCUUUCGCUCAUUACGGUCCUUAUUGGCGUCAAAUGAGAAAGGUUUGCGUUAUGAAGUUGUUUAGCCGUCGUCGAGCCGAGUCUUGGUCCUCGAUCCGGGAAGAAGUCGGGUCGUGUAUCAAAUCGGUGUCGGGUCGGGUCGGGUUGGAGGUUAAUAUUGGUGAGGCAGUCUUUUCGUUGACUAAGAAUAUUAUCUAUAGGGCUGCGUUCGGGUCGAGAUCUUCAGAUGGUCAAGAUGAGUUUGUGGGGAUAAUGCAAGAAUUUUCGAAGUUAUUUGGAGCAUUUAAUAUUGGGGAUUUUUUUCCUUGGUUGGGUUGGAUUCACGGGCAGGGUUUUAACAACCGGUUGCAGAAUGCUCGAGGUUCGUUGGAUAGGUUUAUCGAUAAGGUAAUCGAUGAACAUGUUGAGAAGAAGAAGUUGGCGAUCGGUGAGGAUAAUGGAGGCGAGGAAGAUGCCGAUAUGGUUGAUGAAUUAAUGGCGUUUUGUAAAGAAGACAACGAGGAUAAAGGCAAUGGAGAUACAAUUUCGAUCACGAAAGAUAACAUUAAAGCUCUUAUCAUGGAUGUGAUGUUUGGUGGAACCGAGACAGUUGCAUCCGCGAUAGAAUGGACCAUGGCAGAGUUAAUGCACAACCCCGAUGAAAUGAGGCGUGUCCAACAAGAGCUCGAAGAUGUUGUGGGUCUUAAUCGUCAUUUCCAAGAGUCGGAUCUUGAAAAACUAACUUACCUAAGAUGCGUCAUCAAAGAAACUCUUCGACUCCACCCUCCAAUUCCUCUCAUGCUCCAUGAGACAGCCGUAGAUUGUGUUGUAGACGGUUAUAGAAUCCCUGCAAAGUCUCGAGUGAUGGUCAAUGCAUGGGCCAUAGGUCGGGACAAGGGGUCAUGGUCUGACCCUAACACGUUCAGGCCAGGGAGAUUUCUCGAGGACAAAGCCCCUGAUUUCAAGGGAGCGAACUUUGAGUUCCUCCCGUUUGGGUCAGGACGUAGGUCCUGCCCAGGCAUGCAACUUGGACUAUAUGCACUUGACCUAACUGUGGCCAACCUUUGUCAUUGCUUCACGUGGGAGUUGCCUAAUGGGAUGAAACCUAGCGAGCUUGAUAUGAAUGAUGUGUAUGGGCUAACCGCACCUAGAGCCACUCAACUCAGUGCCAUCCCGAGUUAUCGACUCUCGAUUUCAAUCAUGGAGGCCGGACUUUGAU